AUGGAGGCCCAAGAUAUCCACGUUAAUCCGCGGAAACGGCGGCGCAGGAGAAGACAGGACAAGCCCGCGAUAUCUGCACACCUGCUGCUGGAUGAACGUAUGAGGGGAGAGGUCGGUGUCCUCUCCAAUGAUCUCUUCGCAGACCUCUUCCCUGCUUAUAGGCAGUCAUCCGGCCAUGGCAGCCCCGACGAGCCAUCUCUAGAUUCCGUCUUCCACAUUGCGAUAACCCCAUGGAUACCUACCACUUCCAUUGAUGUUGCCUCCUGGACGAUCGUUCCCGUCAAGCCAGCAGGCAGACAUGAGUCUGCCAACAGACCACAUUCCUCGCUUCAGUUCCCUGCUGCAUCACUCGCCUUGCAAUCCUUCGCCAGUAUACUCCAUGCAGUAGCGCCUUCUAAAGUCGUACAAAGACGAGACGUGCCCUUAGAGAUUAGGAUAUCGGAUGUAGUGCCUCUCGGCCUGGAUACUGUUUAUGUCAACUUGGAUACAAACGCCCUAAAAAAACUCGAUGAAGUUCAUACGGAAUUCGGCGGAGGCUUCGGGGUUGGUAAAACAAACGGACACGUUCGGGGUCCCAAAGGGAAACAAACACAAAUCAAUGGCACAAAGCUGGAAAGCCACGACGCAGCCGCUACGCAGGAGCGCGGGUGGAAGAAAGCAGUUAGGGAGGCUCUUCAGUCGCCCAGUAUAGUCCAUACGGGCGACCUAUUACCCCUUCCUAUACCCUCGCAUCCCAUCACACACGUGCCGCCACCACCGGUUAAAGUCACGGCAUGUGAACCGGUCUCACAAGGGCUGCUUCUACCGAGCACGAGAAUUAUAAUAAUCAAGUCACAAACACAUGCAAAACCUACAAGGGUAUUACCGCCAGUAGCUCCACCGGCUCUGGCCAACGGCAUCGCGGAAGAAGAUGAAGACACAUCGAACGAGAUGUUCUACUCUGCGGCGGAGGAAAACACCCUAUCCCAAGCUCCAUCUCCACCGUCUGAGGACGAGGCGGGCUCCGCGACUGAUAAUCUUGAAUCGGAACUUUCAGGUACAGAUGGUGGCGAUCUGUCUGAUGACUCUGAAGAUAUGAUCUCGCUGAGCGCGCCCCUGCUCCCUCCGCAGUCAACCGGCGCCUUGUCAUCAUUCACGUCCGCAACACCCCAACUCGGAGGCCUGCACGCUAACGGUAUAGCUACACCCGGAUCCGUGUUCUCCAGCUUCACCGCCACGACUAUACGUGGACCUGGGUCAAGAGGCAGAUCGUUCGAAGCUCACGGCCUCCUCAAGCGUAUUCCGGACGAGCUGAUACAUCCAAAGCCCGGCAGUGAUGACGACGAAGAGGCUCGGAUCUUCGUUGAGACCAGCGCUUUAGCUAAGAUUAGGUGCUUCUCUGGGGACUGGGUCAAGAUUGAAGCGUCUGCAGAACCACACCACCCGCUGGGGUCAUGGGGUUUAGGCGCCUUUGGGGACGAACAUGAAGAGCAGACUGAAUGGAGAGCUGUCAAGAUAUUUGGUCUGCCGGAAAAUCUUUCGAAAAAGCCGCCGCGGUACCCAGUGAACAGGAACAGUAACCGGCGCUUGAGCAUCUCACAAUUUGAUCAGCCUACUCUGGCUGCUCGAGUCUACCUUUCUCCACUGCUGUUAUCGAACCUUGGACAGCCAUCGCAUCUGCUCGUCAGCCCUCUGUCAGCGUUGUAUCCACCUGUCGGGCCGCGAACCGGUGCUCAGAAAAACAAGAUCACAAGCAACUCUUCUCCGCCAUACGCAAAAGAGGUCUCAUUACUGAAGCUUGCCACACCUUUGUCUUCAGAAAUCACUCUUCAACCAAGCUUGUUUGCCGCAUUGAAAGACCACUUUGAGCAGAAACGCCGAAUAGUGAAGAGCGGUGAUCUUGUCGGCAUCACUGUCGAUACGGCUCUGGGAAGAGCGGUAUUCCAGGGGUCAGAGGAUAACACGAAUGACGAACUGUUGGCACAGACGAAGCGCGAAGACGCGGAGACCAGCCGUUCGGAAAGCAGUAGAGAAUCACGAGGCGUUGUAUGGUUCAAGGUCGACCACGCUGCGGUAAGCGGGUCGAAAGAGCAACGCGAAGUUGAAGACCAAGAUGUCUGGGGGGGCGUAACCACCAUCGAUCCAGCGAUAUCCGUACUCAAGAUGGGUGCUACAGCACAAGGCAAAGUACCACCUGCAAUCAGCAGCUCUUGGCAAUACUACCUAGGGGUUAAGUCCCUGCCGAUGUCGAACAACGAUUCUCCAACCAAAGCGCCCGGCAUCGCGGAGCUGCCAAAGCCCUACGUAUCAUCCCUGAGACGUCGACUAAGAGAGCUUAUCUCUGCUGCUACCAGUCCACGAGCAAUACAUCUAGGCCUGCCUCCGCUUGCAAUUUUACUCACUUCGAGUCAACGGGGCAUUGGAAAAGCCACCACAGCCACUCGCGCAUGCGAGGACCUUGGCUUGCAUACCUUCACGAUAGACUCCUUCGACAUCGUCACCGAAGGUGGUGCCGGAGGCGGAGACAACAAAACCGAAGCAACUCUCGAAAUGAGGGCAGACAGAGCUUUCCACUGCGGAGCCGAGUACACAGCCCUCCUCAUCAAGCACAUCGAUGCACUCAAUGCCGACCGCAUGGUAGCUGCGUUGAAAAAGGUUCUAGCCGACUCGCGAGUCCUCAUCGCCACCACGAUCGAAGUCGACAAAGUCUCCGAAGGCAUCCGCGGCCUCUUCACCCACGAGCUCGAGCUCUCCGCCCCCGACGAAGCCGAGAGAGAAGGCAUCCUGCGCGGCAUCAUCGAAGACACCGGCAUCGGCCUCUCUCCCUCCGUGGACCUCAGCUCCGUUGCCGUGAAAACCGCCGCGCUCGUCGCCAGCGACCUAGUCGACGUGCUCGACCGCGCCCUCGUGGCCAAGCGCUCGCGUCUCGAAAACCUCGUCGAAACCUCUAAUGCCGCCCUUCGCCCCGCUCUCCCCAUCACCCUCAAAGACAUCCAACUAGCCGGCGGCCCCGCCAGCACCAGCCUCACGAAACCGGACCUCGACGCCGCCGUCGACGCGGCCCGCAAGAACUUCGCCGACGCAAUCGGCGCGCCCAAGAUCCCCAACGUCUCCUGGUCCGACGUCGGCGGGCUUACUCACGUCAAGGAUGCCGUGAUGGAGACGAUUCAGCUGCCGCUCUCGCGGCCGGAGCUGUUUGCCAAGGGCAUGAAGAAGCGCUCAGGCAUCCUCUUUUACGGUCCUCCGGGCACGGGCAAGACGCUGCUCGCCAAGGCCAUCGCGACGGAGUUCUCACUGAACUUCUUUUCCGUUAAGGGGCCCGAGCUGCUGAAUAUGUAUAUUGGCGAGUCGGAAGCUAAUGUGCGGCGCGUGUUUCAGCGGGCGCGGGAUGCGAGACCUUGUGUCGUGUUCUUCGAUGAGCUGGAUUCGGUGGCGCCGAAGAGGGGGAAUCAGGGCGAUAGUGGCGGCGUUAUGGACCGAAUCGUGUCGCAGCUGCUCGCGGAACUGGACGGUAUGAGCGAUGGUGGGGAGGGCGUGUUCGUCAUUGGUGCGACUAAUCGACCGGAUCUGCUGGAUCAGGCGCUGUUGCGGCCGGGACGGUUUGAUAAGAUGCUGUAUCUGGGCGUGAGCGAUACGCAUGAGAAGCAGCUUACGAUCCUAGAGGCGCUGACAAGAAAAUUCACACUGCACCCAUCCCUGGAAUUACGAAGGAUAGCAGAACAACUCCCCUUCACCUACACCGGCGCCGACCUCUACGCCCUCUGCUCCGACGCAAUGCUCAAAGCCAUAACCCGCACCGCCCACCGCGUCGACGCCAAAGUCGCCGCCCUCAACGCCUCCCCCGACCGGCCGCCAAACGCGCCGCCGAUCACCAUCGCGCACUUCUUCGACCACUUUGCUACGCCCGAGGACACGAGCGUUGAGGUCACGGAGGAAGACUUUGUCGCGGCGAGGAGGGAGCUGGUGCCGAGCGUUAGUGCUGAUGAGCUGGGGCAUUAUGAGCGGGUUCGGCGGACGUUUGAGGGGGUGGGGUCGGCGAAGGAGAAGGGGGGAAAGCUUGCUGCGGGUCAGUUGGCGGAUAGGGCGGCUAGGGAACUGGGAAGUAGCAGGGGCGGUGCGAAGUCCGGCAACAUCGGUCGAGGGAAGGGGAAGGGGAAGGGCAAGUCGGCGUCUCAUCAUGGCGACGAUGUCAGCGGGAACCAUCGGGUUCUUGAUGGAGUAGGGAAAGAGGAAGAUAGUGAGGAUGAGUAUGUGAUCAGGACGGAUCAUCUGAAGGCGAAUGGCUCCGCUACCGGCACGGAUGUAAGUAAAGGGCCAGGAAAGGGCAAGGGCAAGAGCGCGGCGGCGGAUAUUGAUGAUCGAGGAGGAGGAUUUGGAGACGCGGCCGAACGAGAUGAGGAGGAAUUGUAUUCAUAG
This is a messenger RNA of Coniosporium apollinis CBS 100218, 4395 nucleotides long. RefSeq lists its product as uncharacterized. Gene Ontology annotation, biological process: protein import into peroxisome matrix. NCBI's taxonomy places the organism in Eukaryota, Fungi, Ascomycota, Dothideomycetes. The record is from RefSeq and is a predicted model, not a curated record. Gene Ontology annotation, molecular function: ATP hydrolysis activity; ATP binding. Gene Ontology annotation, cellular component: peroxisomal membrane; cytosol. The transcript is spliced from 3 exons. Bases 1 to 4395 code for a protein of 1464 amino acids.